Dermacentor albipictus is the source of this 3346-nucleotide messenger RNA. RefSeq names its product probable peptidoglycan muropeptide transporter SLC46. Gene Ontology annotation, cellular component: membrane. The record is from RefSeq and is a predicted model, not a curated record. Lineage: Eukaryota; Metazoa; Arthropoda; Arachnida; Ixodida; Ixodidae. Gene Ontology annotation, biological process: transmembrane transport. Gene Ontology annotation, molecular function: transmembrane transporter activity.
CUUUUGUCCCCUCGCUCUAAAUCGUGCCGGCAGGAUAAACCCAGCUCCAGUACCGAGCCGACAGCGCAGGCAGGCAGUCAGUACUUUUUGCAUCGCACGUCUGCAAGCUGGCUUCAGAAGAACCUCAGAGCGAAGAACCAAUCGGAACGGCCCGAACACCGACUCUCGAAAUGAGCGCCGAAGUUAUUGCGGGAACUCCGGCUCAAAGGCCCGACAACUGCAGCCCCGAGAUACCCGACCUUUGUCAACCCGCAUUUCUCGUGGAAUGCAGCACCGGGGCCCACACAACUGGACAAGAGAGUAGCAAGUGCGUCGACGACGUCGACGUCGUCAGCAACAGCGCACCCGGUUGGCGUCGUGCCGUGAACGCUCUACUGGUCGUCAGGCUCGAGAUAUACCUGGCACUCUACGUGGUGGCACGAAAGAUGAGCACCACAGUAGUCCAGGACUUGCCCCUCCGGAAGUCCUGCCUCAACACGCUCGCCCUCAACUCCAGCGUCUGCUCCCAUCUGGACGACUUCGAGGACGUCAAGGACGAGGCCGAACAGUACGCCAGCACGACGAGCAUGAUCCGUUCCGUCGUGCACCUGGCACCUUCGGCGGUCAUGGCCAUCUUCGUCGGGCCCUGGUGCGACAAGUACGGCUACCGGACACUGCUGGUGACCGCCACGGUGGGUUUCAUGGCCACCACGCUGCUGGACAUCUUCACCGUGUACCACAUGGCGAUGCCGCUCUACGCGAACAUCCUGUCUAUGAUUCCGGACGGACUGUGCGGAGGUCGCGUCAGCAUCUUCACGGCCGUCUGCAGCGCGGCAACUUUGUCGACAAGGGAGAAACGCAGGCGCAUGAGGUUCUUCGCGCUCAGCAUAGUAAUGUCACUGGGCGUUCCCCUGGGCAGCUACGUCGGCGGCCAGAUGUACGGCCACUUCGGAUGGGUGCCCGUGCUGUACACGUCUUUCACGCUUGCGUCGUUCGCGCUUGUAUGGACCUUCGUUGCCAUCAAGAACCUCGCGAAACCGGAGCACGCGAAGGACGGGCUGUCGCUAAGGCUGAAGAAUUUCUUCCAGCUGCAGAACCUGACCGAGAGCUUCAGAAACGCGAUGAAGGCCAGGCCCAACAGGGGACGGCUGCAGCUGUGGUCUCUCUUCGCGGUCACUGCCUGCGUCAUAUUUGACAUGUCGUCCUCGGGAAUCGCGUACUUCUACGUGCGCAAGAUGUACUCCUGGACGGUGGCCUACUACUCCACGGUGCAGUCCGUGUCCACCGUGGUGGGCGUGGUCCUGAACGUGCCCAUCGUCUUCCUCUUCGUGAAGGUCCUCAAGAUCAGCGAUCCCGCCAUGGCGCUCGUCGGCUGCUGCUUCGCAGCUGCGCAGAUGGCCAUACUGGGACUAGCCUACGAAGAAUGGCUGUACUACCUGCAAUGCCUCGUGGGGCUUCCCACUUUCCUCGGCCAGGUGGGCGUGAGGACCCAUCUCUCCAAGCUCGUGGCACCUGACGAAGUCGGCAAGGUGUUCUCGCUAAUGGCCUCGUUCGAAAUAAUGGUACCAAUCAUCGGCGAGGUGCUGCUCACCACUAUAUUCAACCAGUCCAUCGGAUUUUUGCCGGGAAUGCCUUAUCUGGUGGCCGCCGGAAUCAGCUGCAUCGCCGUCGGCCUCACUGCGUACGUCACCAAAGUUCACCGGUACAGCAUAAAGUACCAGGACAUGUCCAAGUCAGAGAUAUCCUCUGGGCCGAUCAACGACUGAAGUAUCAGCCAACCUGCGCACUGACGAACAACUCCAGACAGAUGCACACAGGCACUUGGCAGCAACUAGCAUUAAGUGUGCAAGCUCUUGCAGUGUUCCUUCGUUACCUUCUUUUGGCAAACCAAAAGGACUUGAGCGAUGACCUCCGCAUGAACUGCCACACCAGCAGGUACAUUACUGCCACUGACCUUUGAGGCACGUCUAUACUGCUGCCCUGUGGAGACAGCUACCCGAUUCUUUUACAAGGGCCUUUGCACUUAAAAUCCAUGAUUUCAAACUUAUUGUGAAAGCUGCCUAAGGGCUAUGGGUUAGGCUAGUGUUCUUUACCACCUUUAGUAGGCAUUACAGCUUUUAGACGCUCCCUUCAUUAAUAUACAGAAACUCAAUCAUAGAUAGAUAAAUAGAAUUCAUUGACACGAAAGACAGAGAGGUCGACCUGAGCUAGUGCGCUCUAGUCUGCUCCUUUGCAGUAGGAAAGAGGGAAGGGGAGUGAAAGUACAGGGAUGGAUGAUGAUGAUGAUAAGAGAAGUGGAGACUGCUUAUGUAUAUUAGACAGUGGCCCGACUAAAGUCACUCACCUAGCUUGGUGUCCUCCAGAAACUUCAACAGCGCGUUAGUCGCCCACAUUGGAGUUGCAGUAUCAGGCCAUGGGCCGAGGAUAGCGUCCUCCAACAGUGGUUGCCUGCCAAUGCUGGCUAGGGAACUUUCCAAUGUCCUUUGCUCCAGCAUGCUGGGCAAUCGCACAAUACGUGUUCCAGCAUUUCAGGCGCCUGGCAGCAUUCACAACCAGGGAUGUUCGACUGGCCGAUGAGGUGCAAGUAGCGACGGGUGAAAGCAAUGCCCAGCCUAAUUCUGUGUAGCAGUCACAUUUUGCUCUGCGUAAUCUUCUGGGGCAAACAGAAUUUACCGUCUGGGUUGAUCAUAUGCAGGCGUCUGUGGAUGUUGUCAUCGUGGCCUCUGUAUGCCGUUGUAAGGUCUUGCAUGAGUGCCUUGAUCAUACAGUUGGUGUCAGGUUGUGAGUAAGCAAUCCGUACUUAAUCAGAGGAAGAGAAUGCUAAUCUUGCCUCACUGUCAGCAAGUUUAUUGCCAAUCACACCACAAUGACUAGGCACCCAUUGAAAAUUGAUGACAUGGCCACCUAACUCGGCACUGUGAUGAAGUUUGGCGAUUUCCAGCACAAGCACAUAAUGUGGUCCUUUCUUUUAAAAUCAUUUUUGUGCCUGUAGCACUGGUUUGGCAUCGCAGAACACUGUCCAUUUAUGAGGUGUCUGCCUUCUCAUAAAACAAACAGCCUCCCAUAUACCAUUAAGUUCAGCAGCCAUAGAUGUUGAUUUGUGGUCUAAUUGAAAUCGUCAAGUAAUUCCAAGUUGCGGGAUAACAAAUGCUGCUGUUGUGGCAGAUGAUGUGACUGAACUGUUGUAUAUACUUGUACAGUCCCACUAUAUAAUGUAAAUGUAUAGGACAGAGUGAGCCGUUUCAAGCCAAUGGAAGAAACAUGGGAUUUCUUCGUAAUUCCGGGUAUUUGAAGCCUCACUAGUGGUCUCGGUAAUGUCCAUGGAGGUGUCUCGGGGAUGCUGGUGGCCUGGAACCUUGCAGGUGUA